Chelmon rostratus (copperband butterflyfish) is the source of this 1001-nucleotide messenger RNA. Its product is annotated as G2/M phase-specific E3 ubiquitin-protein ligase. The coding region runs from base 12 to 551 and encodes 179 amino acids. The record is from RefSeq and is a predicted model, not a curated record. Lineage: Eukaryota; Metazoa; Chordata; Actinopteri; Chaetodontiformes; Chaetodontidae. Gene Ontology annotation, molecular function: ubiquitin-protein transferase activity. The transcript has 3 exons.
GGGUGGCCAGCAUGAUCGCCCAGUUCAACGAGGGGCUGAACAGCUGUGGUGGAUUGUGGGAUACAGUGCGGUCCCAUUGGGAGGUGUUUGUGCCAGUGAUGACGAGUGCAAAGCAGCAGCCUCUGAGCCUGGAAGAGUUCAAACAGCUUUUCACCAUCUGCUACAGCCGUCCAGACAGCCGGCUGAGGGCAGCUGAGGAGGUCACAGCUAGACACUGGGAAGCCGCCCUUACCUUGGUCAGCGGUGGUGGGGCAGAUUUUUCCCUCGAAGACCUCCUCACCUUCGCGACAGGAGCUGAUCAUCUGCCUCCUCUUGGGUUGCCCAGUUUGAUCUCCCUGCGUUUCUAUUCCCAGGAUGCAGGCAUGUCAGGUGUGCGUCUGCCCUACACCUCCACUUGCUCUCUGGAGCUCUUCCUGCCAAGGGGAGCAGCAGGGGCUGCAGACCUGCUGAUGCUGCUGAGCAGAGCCGUGCACGAAGCCCUGGGCUUUACAUGUUUGCAGACAGAGGAAGAUGGAGAGGACAGCUGUAUGGAAGUGAUGACAAGUUCAUGAAGUGGACACCCUCGUGGAUACUUCAUGUCCUGCUGAACCUGAUGCUUAGGAGCUCAAAGGUUUCUGCAGGAUAUGAACACUGUGACUGAGAAGAAAGUCUCAUGGAUGAAUUAUUUGAGUAAAGACAGUCAUUUAUGUUUUGUUUUAAUAUUUUACUUGUUAUUCCAGCAUACCUGGGAUACAGAUUCUAAAGUCAUGCACCUCUAACACACGUUGGCUGACAUUUUAAGACUCUUUCUGAUUUCUUACAGAAUACCUCAUUUGAAUAGUUAAUUACUCAUCUUGCAUUAUGUCGCUACUGAUGUUAUAUGUGAUAUGUUGAGGAUAUUUUUAGACGAUUAAUGGCAACAUUUUCACUUGAUAUUAUCCUUGGUUUUAAGGCAGAUCUUUACCAUUGCUGUACAUAGAAUUCUUGUUGCUUCCAAAUCAAAUGUUCAAUAAAGAAGGGCA